ACACUAAAUUGAAGCAAGCCGAAGAGACCGGCCUAAUGGGGCCACAGUCCGCAUGUAAGCGUCCACGCCUGGACGAGGAGGAGCAGGCACUGAAGGUGGCGGGCUUCUCGCUCAGCGCCAUUGAGGAGAUGCGUCAGACCCGUGAUGCUGAGCUGCUCUCGGAGCCAAUUGAUCAACAGCUUAGGCAGUUUCAGGUGCUGGACGAGGUGGGCACAGCCAGUGAUGAUGAUGAUUCAGAUGAUAAGCAGCGCGGCGAUGAUGAUGACGCUGAGGGUGACGACUAUGAUUCCUCGGAUUUCAACGAUGAGGAAAUUGAGAAUCUUUUGGAUGAAAAGCUGCCCGACGAUCUGCGUGAGUCCAAGCGUCCAAAGUACGAGCAGCGCUUCAAGACUGUGCUGGAAGAGAAGCGCCAUAAUCACUUUGAGGUACUGCCCGAGGGCUGGGUACAGGUGACACAUAAUAGCGGCAUGCCCCUGUUUCUACAUCGCAAGACGCGUGUCUGCUCAGCCUCGCGACCAUAUUUUCUGGGCACGGGCAGUGCACGCAAGCAUGCCGUGCCGCUGGGAGCCAUACCGUGUUUGAACUAUCAACGUGCACUGGAGGAGGAAGCGGAGGCGAAACGGGCAGCUAGCGCAGACAAUACGGCACAGCCUUCUGCAGAGACCAGUAACAGUCACGAAUCGCCCGCUGGCGUUUGUCCAGUGGCGCAUGGCAACGUAGCCACCCCGGAGGCUAUGGAAGUGGAUGACAAGGAGAAAAAAGGCGAUACUGCUGUGGAGUCUAAAAGUGAUCAAGCAGCCUCUGGAGCUGGAGCUGGAGCUCUCCAGGCACUUAUACCGGCUGCUAAAAUCGUCACCGUUAAUGAGAACACACAGAAGGAGUCGGUGACACCGGAGGAGCUGAACAAAUACUGCCAGAAACUCUUCCGAUUCAAGGAGAUACGCGUGCUGCGCUUUCGCAGUUGGAAUGCACGGCGCAAGUUCACGAAGAAUCGGAAGCAUAUUAAGAAUAUACAACGACCAACGCUACCCGAUGGCACCAAGCUCAUCAAGUUCCCCAUUUUGGCGGCCAGCGGCUCGGAGGGUAGUACAAAUACGCGAGGACGCAAGGAGUGGAUCAUGAACCCCAAUGGCAAAAGCUUUGUGUGCAUACUGCAUGAGUAUGUACAGCAUGCGCUAAAGACGCAACCCACUUAUGAAUUCAAAGAGCUGCAGAACGCAGCUACGCCUUAUUCAGCAACCGUUUCCGUUAAUAAUCUCAAGUAUGGCACCGGAUAUGGUACCAGUAAAAAGCAAGCCAAGUCGGAGGCAGCGCGCGAAACACUGGAGAUACUCAUACCCGAUGUUAAGGAUAAAAUCACAGGCAACAAUAAGGAUUCGAAGACUGGCACUGCCAAGAAAACCCAAAGUGAUCUAUCUGUCUUCGAUGACAUUCGUAUUGAGGAUCCACGAGUGACCGAGUUCUGCAAUAAGACGACAGAGCCUUCACCCAAUGCCAUUUUGUUGACGUGCUUGCAGCGUAACUACGGCAGCGAUGUUCAGAUCACCCAAGAGAUCAAUCGCACGGCAAAUAACAAAAACGAAUUCACUAUGACCGUGGGCAAGCACACGGCGAAGGUUGUCUGCAAGAACAAACGCGAGGGCAAGCAAUUGGCAUCGCAGGCUAUACUGCAGAUUUUACACCCACAUAUUCAGACGUGGGGCUCGCUUUUGCGUUUGUAUGGCAACAAUUCGAUCAAAACAUUUAAGGAGAAGAAGCUCGAGGAACAGGAGAUUACUGUGCUACAGAGCAAGGCGGCUGUUAAUCAACCAAACUAUGCCAUUCUUGAUAAACUCAAAUCGGAGAUGUUAAAGCUUAGCGCCAAGCACGAGGGGGUUCAAACCAAAGGCACCUUUGUGCCGCCCAGUGAUGUGGAUUUGCCUUCAUCGUCCGGUUCCAAUUUGAAUAAUGUUGAACUAUAGUUAACAUAUAUUAAGGCCAAUGCAUCAACAUAAUCAUCAUAAUCGUCAUUAGCUUUUUCGAUUAUCUAACUUGCAUGACAAACUUUUCUCAAUGUGAUCCAUCGUAAUAUGACAAAAACAAAAGAAACUGAAAUGUGUUGACUUUAGACGCAAGACGAACUACGUAUACUCUUUUAUAGUUGCGACCCUAAUCAAUUCCACAUAAUAUAUUAAUAUAUAAUAUGCCAAAAACUGAAUAAAUAAUAAUUGUUAGUACA
Drosophila arizonae is the source of this 2218-nucleotide messenger RNA. It is a transcript of the gene pasha, whose product is annotated as microprocessor complex subunit partner of drosha. Lineage: Eukaryota; Metazoa; Arthropoda; Insecta; Diptera; Drosophilidae. Gene Ontology annotation, cellular component: microprocessor complex. The record is from RefSeq and is a predicted model, not a curated record. Gene Ontology annotation, molecular function: double-stranded RNA binding; heme binding; primary miRNA binding. Gene Ontology annotation, biological process: primary miRNA processing.